AUGGAUAAUUCUAAACUCCAAGUAGACGACGUCACCGUUCUCAAAUCCACAGGUGAAGAAGUCGAAAAUGUGCCUACCAAACAACUCACCCUCCUGGACACCUACCGCUCCUACACCCCCGAAUUCUCCAAAGAAACAGAAGCUCAACUCGUGCGCAAGAUUGAUCUUCGGCUUCUUCCCCUGAUCGUCACUAUUUACCUCUUCAACUACCUUGAUCGCAACUCCAUCACCCAAGCUCGUCUCUAUGGCCUCCAGGAAGAUACGCAUGUUAAGGGCGCGACGUACCAGACGGCCAUUUCUAUCUUUUCUGCGGGAUACAUCAUGAUGCAGCUUCCAUCUACAAUGAUUAUGACAAAGAUGCAGCCUCAUAUCUUCUUGCCUGGUUGUAUUAUUCUUUGGGCUUGUGUCAGUGCAUGUACAGCUGCAACGUCCAGUCCAGCGGGCCUUCUCGUCGUUCGUUUCAUCCUCGGUGUUGUCGAAGCGCCAUUUUUCCCUGGAGCUAUAUACUACCUGAGUACGUGGUACACCAAAAAGGAACUCGGUAUUCGAAUGGCGUUGCUAGUCUGUGGCAUCCUCUUAUCCAAUUGCUUCGCCGGUUUGAUCUCAGCAGGUAUUCUCUCAGGCAUGGCUGGCAAGGGACAUCUCGCUGCAUGGAGAUGGCUCUUCAUCCUUGAAGGCCUUGCUACUAUCGUCAUUGGUGUUGUCGCAUUCUUUCUUCUGCCUGACUACCCUGGUACUACGAGCUGGUUGACUGAGGAAGAAAGAGUUGUCGCGCAGGGUCGAUUGGCUGUUGAUGCUGGAAGUGAAGAGAUCCUAGGUGAAGAGGAGAUCACUAUGAAACAAGCCAUACUCUCAGCCGUUCGUGACUACAGAGUAUGGUUGUUUGCCUGUCUUCAAAUGUCUACAACCGCAUCUAUUUCCUUCUCGCAUUUCUUCCCUACUCUGAUCAAACAACUCGGCUUCAAAAAUAACACCAUAGUGCUUCUUCUCACCGCACCGCCGUAUCUCUUCUCCUUCAUCUGGGCCCUUAGCUUCGCAUGGGAUGCCGAUUGA
This is a messenger RNA of Fusarium musae, 1053 nucleotides long. RefSeq lists its product as uncharacterized. Gene Ontology annotation, molecular function: transmembrane transporter activity. The record is from RefSeq and is a predicted model, not a curated record. The transcript has 2 exons. Gene Ontology annotation, cellular component: membrane. Gene Ontology annotation, biological process: transmembrane transport. Bases 1 to 1053 code for a protein of 350 amino acids. Lineage: Eukaryota; Fungi; Ascomycota; Sordariomycetes; Hypocreales; Nectriaceae.